CUUUUAACACGAUUGACGUUUAUAUCAGUUGGUGUAAAUAAAAAAUGGCAGCAAUUUUACGAGUGAAGCGGAAAAAGGAUGAAGAACCAUUGGAUGCUCUUUUGAUUUCAUGUAAACGACAGAAAAUAGAAUCCGAUGAAAUCACCCCGUUAACUGCAAUCGUCAAAUUUGCAGGAACUGUUGAAAAACAAGAAGAUAGUAUUGUCAAACACAUAACGAAAACUUUCAGUAAAGAUGUUUUAAAAAAUAACUUUAAGCAGCAUAUCGUUGAUAUUACAAAAAAGGCACGAGAGAAAACAAGGCAAGAAUCUAAUGAAAAUCGGUAUAAAAUUAUUAGUAAUUUGCGUUCAUUAGAUACUUCUUUGGUUGAAAAUUUUGAAGAAAGUAUUGUUAAUAUUAUCGACGUAGAAGAUACUAAGGCCAUUGUUAACGAUAAGACCGACAUUGACUACGUUUAUGAUUUAUAUUAUACUCAAACAGAAGAAGUCUUACAACUUGAAAAUUUAUUAUCCGUUCAACCUGUGGAAAAUGAUUUGGUUUUCGAGGAUUAUUAUAAUAAAGAAAAUGAAGACGAGGGCGACUCGGAAGAUUCAAAUUCCGAGUCAAAUUGGAAAAAUGAUUAUCCAGAUUCGGACAAUUCUGAAGAAUCAUUUGCAGAAAAUAGUAUAAAAAAUGCCAUGAGGAAUUUAGAUAUUGAAAAUACGUUAUCAAGUGAUAGCGAUGACAUUGUUUAUGGGCUCGAUGAGCAUGACGUGGACAAAUAUGGAUAUAUGUAUGCAAAGUAUAAAGCAAGAAUGAUGGAAGAAGAAAAUAGCGAUAAUGCAGCUGAUUUCAAUUGUGAUAGUGAUGAUAGCGAUGCAUGAACAUUGCUUUAAUGAACAAUAAAU
This is a messenger RNA of Ceratosolen solmsi marchali, 887 nucleotides long. It is a transcript of the gene fs(2)ltoPP43, whose product is annotated as female sterile (2) ltoPP43. Gene Ontology annotation, biological process: developmental process. NCBI's taxonomy places the organism in Eukaryota, Metazoa, Arthropoda, Insecta, Hymenoptera, Agaonidae. Bases 45 to 863 code for a protein of 272 amino acids. The record is from RefSeq and is a predicted model, not a curated record. The transcript is spliced from 3 exons.